Messenger RNA from Zophobas morio, 1035 nucleotides. RefSeq names its product acyl-CoA Delta-9 desaturase-like. Gene Ontology annotation, cellular component: endoplasmic reticulum membrane. Gene Ontology annotation, molecular function: iron ion binding; stearoyl-CoA 9-desaturase activity. Lineage: Eukaryota; Metazoa; Arthropoda; Insecta; Coleoptera; Tenebrionidae. Gene Ontology annotation, biological process: unsaturated fatty acid biosynthetic process. The coding region runs from base 1 to 1035 and encodes 344 amino acids. The record is from RefSeq and is a predicted model, not a curated record. The transcript has 4 exons.
AUGAGUCCUAACCAAACGAAUUGCCCAACAUCUUUGGCUGACAGUCCACAAAAACUGCGACCCACAGUGUACAAGCAUGAGCUUGUAUGGAAAAAAAUAUUUUUUUUUGCAUAUGUCCAUCUAGCGGCUCUUGUUGGAAUAUAUUUUCUAACACAAAUGUCAUGGAAGACGUGGAUAUGGUCCAUUUUACUUGUGUUAAUGUCAAGCCAUGGUACUGCCGUUGGUGCUCACAGACUUUGGGCACAUCGCACCUUUAAGGCUAAAUUACCUCUGGAAAUUGUCUUAGCUGUGGAUCAAACAUUGACUUUCCAAACAGACAUAUAUGACUGGGUCAGAGAUCACCGUUUACACCAUAAACAUUCUGAUACAGAUUAUGAUCCUCAUAAUGCAAGUAGAGGAUUUUUCUACAGCCAUAUUGGUUGGCUUAUGUGUAAGAAAUCUCCUCAGCUUAUUCAAAAAGGCAAAGAAAUAGAUCUAAGUGAUCUACUGCAAAAUCGUGUGGUUAUGUUUCAAAGAAAAUACUACUGGUACAUAGCACCAUUUAUAGCUUUUGUUAUACCCGCUGCUGUACCAUGGUAUUUUUGGAACGAAGCUUUUGUUAUUUCAUGGCAUGUCUGCAGUAUGCUACGGUACGUUUACACUUUACACGCUACGUGUUUGGUAAAUAGUGCUGCUCAUAAAUGGGGUACUAAACCGUUUGACAGGAAUAUUCGCCCUGUGGAGACCAUGUUUGUUGCACACCUUAGUUUCGGGGAAGGGUUUCAUAACUACCAUCAUACGUUCCCAUGGGAUUACAAGGCUGCAGAACUAGGCAACUAUUAUGGGAAUCUAAAUACAGCUUUUAUAGACUUAAUGGCUAAAAUUGGGUGGGCGUAUGAUUUAAAAUGGGCGUCUCCAGAUAUGGUUAUGAAGAGAGUGCUAAGAACAGGAGAUGGCAGUUGGAACAAGAGUAGCAUUUGGGGUUGGGGAGAUAAAGAUAUGGAUGAAGAAGACGUAAAAAUGGUCCAGGAUAAUUGGAAGACAAUCGCUAAAUGA